Penicillium brasilianum is the source of this 4168-nucleotide messenger RNA. NCBI's taxonomy places the organism in Eukaryota, Fungi, Ascomycota, Eurotiomycetes, Eurotiales, Aspergillaceae. The record is from the annotation of a GenBank genome assembly.
CGGCGCUCCAACUUAACCUCCCACCUCACCCCCAACCCCGACCCAUUCGCCUCAGCUCUUACCCCUUGAACUCCCCGCAGUCGAUCGCUUGUGGUGAAAGAGCUUCCAGUUCCCUUGAUCGCUCUGCAGCUCGUUUACCGCCUACCUCCGUCCUCAGCUCCCCCUCCCUCACUCCCACGAUGGCGAGCCCACCGCCGGUCGCCGAGGACCAAAGCCGCCUCCUCGAGGAGGCAUUGGGAGUGGUGAGGCAACAGUCAACGAUGAUGCGCAAAUGUUUAGAGACUCCUGGCAAGCUCAUGGAUGCGCUCAAGUGCGGUUCAACUCUUGUCUCCGAACUACGAACCCCUAGCCUUGGUCCGAAGCAGUAUUAUGAGUUGUACAUGGCCGUUUUUGACGCGUUGCGACACCUGUCCGUCUACCUCAAGGAGAACCACCCGGUCAACCACCUGGCGGAUCUCUACGAACUGGUUCAAUAUGCUGGAAACAUUGUUCCCCGUUUAUAUCUGAUGAUCACCGUCGGCACAGUUUACAUGUCCGUUGAGGAUGCGCCGGUCAAGGAGAUUAUGAAGGAUAUGAUGGAGAUGAGCCGUGGCAUUCAGCAUCCCAUCCGUGGCCUUUUCCUACGAUACUACCUGUCCGGUCAGGCGCGCGACUACCUUCCAUUGGGAUCGGGCGAUGGCCCUGAGGGCAACCUGCAAGAUUCAAUCAAUUUCGUUUUGACCAAUUUCGUGGAGAUGAACAAGCUCUGGGUUCGGCUGCAGCACCAGGGUCCAUCCAGAGAGCGGGAGAGGCGGAUACAGGAAAGGCGCGAGUUGGAGCUGCUUGUUGGCAGCAAUAUCGUUCGGUUGAGCCAGUUGGUCGACCUUGAAGGAUACAAGUCUGGCAUCCUGCAAGCCCUUCUGGAGCAAGUGGUACAGUGUCGCGAUGUCCUGGCGCAAGAAUACCUUCUCGAAGUGAUCACGAAGGUUUUCCCCGACGAAUUCCACCUCCACACCCUGGACCACCUAUUGUCUGCUAUCGCUCGACUCCACCCACACGUUGAUUUGAAGAAGAUCGUGAUCGGAUUGAUGGAUCGCCUGUCCACUUACGCGACAAAGGAAAACGAAUCCACGCCAGAGCCAGAGGCGCGAAAACAAAAUGAGGAGGAAGCGGUAGUUCGGUUGUUGGAAAAACUCGAAUUGGACAAGGAGCAGAAGAAGAAGCAAGCAGAAGCAGAAGCGACUGCUGCAAAUAAGGCACAGGAGAAUGGCACUGAGGAGCCCUCGAAGACGGAAGAGUCUACCGAGUCUCCGAAGGAACAGAGCGAUAGCCAGGAACAGGCUGCAAAUGGAGACGAUGCCAAACCCGCCAUUCCCGCAGAAGUCAAGCUAUACGAUAUCUUCUAUGAUCAGGUGGUGAAUUUGAUCAAGACGCGCGCACUGCCGAUCCAAGAUACCAUGGCACUUCUGGUAUCCCUCGUCAACCUAGCACUAAACAUCUACCCAGAUGAGCUGCAUUAUGUUGAUCAGGUCCUAGACUUUGCGACUGAAAAGACCGGUGAAUAUACCGACCACGCCGAUCUUCACUCGGCCCCCACUCAACAGCACAUCCUCCACCUUCUCAGCGCUCCUCUUCGCUCCUAUGUCUCGAUCUUCACAGCUUUGGCGUUGCCGCAUUAUCUGCCUCUUCUGACAUCACAGUCAUAUCCCACCCGUAGGGCGGUCGCCGGCGAGAUUGUGCGGAGUCUACUUAAGAAUAGGACCCUGAUCACGACGACGGAGAACCUUGACCGUGUGUUGCAAGUUGCCCGAGUUUUGAUCAAGGAGGGUCUGCAACAGUCUGCCGGAUACCCCGGCGCACCGUCGCAGCGGCGUGGCGGGGAGACAGACGAGACGAUUGAGGAGCAAGGAUGGCUUGCCAGGUUGGUGCACUUGAUCCAGGCGCCCGAUAAUGACACCCAAUUGAAGCUUCUCCAAUCAACUCGUAAAGUAUAUGCCGAUGGCAACGAGCGCAUCAGAUACACCACGCCAGCUCUUGUUACGGCCUCAAUUCGCUUGGCCCGUAAAUUGAAGUCCCGCGAGCAUUACGACGACAACUGGCAGUCACAGUCGUCCGCUCUCUAUCGCUUCCUGCACCAAUGCGUCAACAACUUGUACCAACGGGUGAACCCCGGCUGUGCCGACCUAGCCCUCCGAUUGUUCGUGAUGUGUGGUGAAGUUGCAGACCAAACAGGAUUCGAGGAAGUCAGCUACGAAUUCUUCGCGCAAGCAUUUACCAUUUACGAAGAUGCGAUCAGUGACUCUCGAGCUCAGUUCCAGGCUGUCUGCAUCAUUGCAGGUGCCCUGCACGGAACCCGAGGGUUCUCCAAGGAGAACUACGAUACAUUAAUCACCAAGGCUGCCCUUCAUGGAAGCAAGCUUCUCAAGAAGCCUGACCAGUGCCGUGCGGUGUACCUUGCCAGCCAUCUCUGGUGGGUAGUUGAGAACCCUCAGCGUGGGGAAGAGGAUCCCAAAAACCUCUACCGCGAUGGCAAACGGGUUCUCGAGUGCCUCCAGCGUGCCCUCCGUGUUGCCGAUGCCUGCAUGGACACGGCCGUUUCCGUGGAGCUAUUCGUCGAAAUUUUGAACCGCUACGUGUAUUAUUUCGACCAGCAAAACGAAACCGUCACGACCAAGUAUCUCAAUGGGCUAAUCGAGCUCAUUCAUUCCAACCUUCAGACUAGCGAAGACGAACCAAACCCGAGCCUCGAGGGUCCCAAACGCCACUUCGAGCGCACAUUGGAGUACAUCAGGUCCCGCGACUAUGAAGGCGUUGUAACCGAGCGGCAGUAAAUUCACACUGCGGAUUGAAAAAGGUACCGGUUUGCUCCCAACCGGGCCAGGCUCGUGUAUAGAUUGAGGUGGUUCCUCUCGUGAGGAACUGUCAGUCUUGUUGGCGCGGGAUCCUGGAAUCCUGGUUUCUCCUUGGUCUUGUCCUUCCAUUCCCUUUCUCUCUUGUUCUCUUCUGGAAGCCGGCCCUCUGCCAUGUUGCUUUUCUCUUUUUGGUUCUUGAGUAUAUACAAGUGUACCAUUGUCACUGGACAACAUUCCAUACCCUUCCUUCUUCAUCCACUACCUAUUUGCUUCCUACAAAGAUUAAUAAGUUCAAUUCUCCAAUAAGGAGAAUCACUAGUCUUAUACGUUCAAUCUCUGUCCAAAAUGAGUAGACAGAGUAACAAACUACAAGAUGGAAUCCAAAGAUAAUGGCAAAAGACGAAGAAACCUUCGAUCAUGCAAUUGGGUCAAGGACGAUGAAGGAGAGGGAGAUUGUCCCAUUCUCCACGGAUAUCGCUGCAUAAUGCAGAAAGGCCAGUAAACACAAAGAAUCAUACCGUACACAUAAUACCAACCCAGGAUGCCCCAGGUCCAAGUCCAGCAGCCGACCGACUUGGACACAAAAAUAAGAAACCCAUAUCGAUGAGGAAAGAUCAAGAUAGUUCAGAACGUGGUGGAUGAGACGUUAACCCGUGACGCUUGAAUUCAAAAGAGGAACGCAGAUGAGGAAAAUGGUGUGAAAGGGGUGGAGAAAGAAGAGUCAUGUUAGAUAUCAUUCCCAUAAGAUCGGACAAGGUGGACGGCCCAAGGCCCCGAGCGAUCAAAUGGACUCGUAAAAAAGCAGAAACUUAGGCAGUUCCGCCAAACAAUCCAGCCGCUGGCGAAGAGUACUGUCGCAGCGCCGAGGAAGCAGGCGCGCCGAAUCCACCAAAGACAGCUGGAUUGCUGUUUGCAGGAAUCGGACUACCGAUAUCACCCGGCACGAUGCUGCCUCGAUGUCCUGUAACGGCGCUGUUCGUGUCUGGCUCGAACUUGACGAAUUGGCCCUUCCCUUCAUUCUUGAUGGAGAAAGAGCCACCGCCAUUUUGAGAACUGCCUUCCGUAUCGCAGAUCUCAAGCAUCUCAUCCAGGGAGAUUGCCGGCUCAGAGGGAGACCGCAGCUGCUCUGCCUGGUCGAGAACGAGGUUCACAUCAUGAUAGCCACCCGAGCCAGCGCGUGGGCUUAGACUGUUAAGGUACUUGCAGGCUUGAAUUACCAACAAGCGGACAGUGACAGGGCGAGAGGUGUGUGGUCGAUGAUGGCCACUAGCUGCAAAGGCAUUGUGAGACCAACCGGUUCCUGUCAGAGUCAUUAGCACAGUGACGCAACAACUUCA